CAGCCUCUGGGGUUUGGAGUGAUCACUUUAAAUUGCAAAGGCUGAAUGGGCACUUGCUCCCGUCCGGGUGCAAUGAGCAGAAGAAAAGUCGGGACGGCUUUGCUGAUCUGGUCGCUGAUUCUGAUCAGCCUCACACCGACUGAUGGGGAACCGGCUCUGUCAUCUUCCAGAUACAAUCUCUUUUCCUCCCCUCGGUCCGCUCCUCGGACCUCUGCAAACAGAGCCACGGGGCGCAACAAGAAUCUGUGUGCCUAUGUCGUGCACAAGAACGUGACUUGCUCGGUCGUGGACAGCACAGAGAGUUACACCAAAGCGGAGUAUCAGCCGUGUCCCUGGGAUCAGAUGAACUGUCCGCCAGUCAUGGUCAGAUACACGCGCCCGACAUAUAAGGUUGCAUACAAGGUUGUGACUGAACUGGAGUGGAGAUGUUGCCCUGGUUUUAAGGGUGAAGACUGUAGGGCUGGUCAUUCCACACAGACUGCAGUUUAUCCUUCGUCUUCCACUGCUCCUAGACAAAGAAACCUGAGACCCAAGGACAGGACCGACAGCCAAGAACAGGAAAGUUCAUCCACAGAGGGACAAGGACAGAAAGUUCAACAGCUGGAAUAUGAGGUCCAGCGCCUUAACCAGGUGCUGGAAAAACUUCAAGCUUCAGUAACAGGAAUGAGUGACACUCUGAGACACGACGUCCAGGAAGAUGCCAGUAAAAUGUUUGUGUCGCUAUUGAGCAAUCUACGACUGCCUGGCAGUGCCAUUGGCGUUGAGGCUGUGCAUGUUCCAGGAAGUCAAGACAGAGAAGAGGCUUUUUAUCCAUUCAAGAUGGGUGAAAUGAUGUCCACAAUUACAGAGGUUAAGGAUACAUUAAAGAGCAAGAGUGAUAUGCUGGAUGACCUGCACGGAAUGGUGACAGGACAUGACGGACAAUUGAAACAGCUGAUGGAAGCGGCUCAAGCACCUAUUUCUACCAGCUCUCCAUUUCCCAGUGGAGACUUGUAUCAGGCUUACAUUGAUAGUAAAUUUGAAGCUCUCAGAGAUGAGAUGAUGAUGGGCAUUGACAUGAAAUUUGCAGACCUAAAGAAUUCCUGUGAGUACAAGCUGAUGUCAUUGAAAGAGCAAUGUGAAGAAAAUGUGUCAAACUGUGAGAAAGUGGAGGAAUUGCUCGAUGAAAAGGAGAUUGCAUUGAGAAAGGAGAUCCACGACCUCAGGACCCUCAUACAAGAAUCACCUAGCAAGUCAAGCUGCUGCGCUUCUAUAAACACCUUAAGACAGCAAGUGAGCAACAUGGAUCGAAGGGUCCACAGAAUCGCAGAUGCCAACAGAGUAUUGAAUGCCAGGUUGGAUAAUGAAGUCAAACGAUUCACUGCCGAUACUUUGGAGGACUUAUUUGGUGAGAGGUUAGAGGAGAUAGAUUCCAGGAUAAAUGUAACAGAGAAGAAUGCUGAGGAGCAUUGCUUUUACAUUGAGGACACUCUGAAAGAACGUAUUACAACUGAAAUUGACAAUGUAAAGGAAUUGAUGGACAGGAAACUAAGGUUACUGGCGAAUAAUGAGUUGGUCCCGGCUAGCAAUUCCUCUUUACCUAGAGCAGUAGCUAGUGAAGUGCCACAGUCCUUCCAAAAUGAGCGGACUUACAAUGAUUGGAUCAAGAAUGGGAUGGAGCAUCUUGAGAGCAAGUUGCAGAAGAUAGAAAACUUGUGUCUCACUGGAUGUUCCUUACCAACGAAUGAGUUGGAGACCAUCAGAAGCGAUAUGGAAAUCUGCAGAAACGACUAUGAGGACUUACUGGUUAAAACUGAAGCCAACUCCAUUCUGCUAAAAUCUCUGAACAGCACAGUCCACGAGGGUCUGAGGAAGGCACAAAAAAAUGAAGAAGACUUAGAAGUGAUGGAAGGCAAACUCAGCUCGCUUACAAACACUGUGGAGCAGUCUGUAAAAAUGCGGCUGCACGCUCUAGACAAGCGUACUCAAGCACUCGCAAAUGUCAAUUCUACAUUGAAGAAGAACGAAAAUGAGCUCCUGGGGAGGAUAUACGAACUUCAAGAAAUGGUCAAAAAUCUAGAGUUCCGGCUGAAGCAGAAUAGCAGCCAGUUAGCUGGGGUGAAGGAACAAAUGGAACAAUUGUCUAGUAAGAUAGCUAAUGACAUGACUAAAUGUAAGGACAGUACCCAGGGGAUCCAGAGAGAAGUCUCAGGUGUUGACAACAGGCUGGUACACAUUGAAAAUAUGUGCAGUAAGCUGGACGGUAUCUCUGGUAGCCUCCAGCGGAUUAAGGACGGUCUGAACAGACAUGUCAGCAGCCUUUGGAACUGUGUGCGUCAGAUGAAUGAAACAGUCAGGUCAAACUCGAAAGAUAUUGUCGUGCUGAAGAAUUCUGUUCAUCAAUUCCACAGUCAGGUCGCUAAAGCCGCUGCUAGCAUUGAAGAUGAACUUAAAGUUCAGCCUCUCCCAGUGGAAAGAGGCCACGCUGGAAGUCCAAGCCAUGUCAAGCCACCAAGACUUCCUACCAUGACUGGAAUUCACAAUGGGGUCUUCCAGGAGGUGGGUUACGCAGGUCCACCAGGAUCAAUGGUACCAGGAAAUAAUGGCAAACCUCAUGGAACAAACGGAAAACAACUGAAAGGCAGAUUAAUGAGAACAUCAACUUCUGGCCAACCACAUGGUACCAAUGGAGAAAGUGUGAUGUAUAUGAAAGGUGAUGCAGGGGCACCUGGAAAUAUGCCUUUGGGAAACCCAAGAAUUACAGAAAGGUCUGCUAGCAGAAGGAAACAUGUGUCCUUUUCUGUGGGACUGACUGAAAAACCUUUUCCUGGGAAUGUAGGAGUGAUUGUAUUCAACAAAGUUCUGGUCAAUGAUGGAGGCCACUACAAUACAAAGACAGGUAUAUUUACGGCUCCGUUUGCGGGACAGUAUCUCAUCACCGCAGUCCUGGCUCCUCAGAGGGAAGAGCGAGUUGAAGCGUUCCUGUCUGUGUCCAACGAAGGUAUCAUUCAUAUGGACACAUCUGGCUACCAGGUUGAAGUGCUGGAAUUUCACAAGCCCUUUAUGGGCCAGCAGAUCUGUGGAGGGAUAGGUACCUUCAACCUGAUCCUGAACCUGAAAGCUGGAGAUGAAGUGAGUGUUGUGCUGAUCGAUGGUAAACUGGUGGACACGCACGACAUGUAUUCAACGUUCAGUGGGACUCUCCUGUAUGAAACACCCUCUCGCAGCUAGCCAACAGGAAAGACAGGCAAACGUGAUGCAGCAUUUU
This is a messenger RNA of Callorhinchus milii (elephant shark), 3247 nucleotides long. RefSeq names its product EMILIN-2. The record is from RefSeq and is a predicted model, not a curated record. Bases 46 to 3210 code for a protein of 1054 amino acids. Lineage: Eukaryota; Metazoa; Chordata; Chondrichthyes; Chimaeriformes; Callorhinchidae. The transcript is spliced from 8 exons. Gene Ontology annotation, molecular function: protein binding.